AUGGCUUCCGGCCAACAUGGAUCUCUUGAACGAGGUGCAGGCAGCGCUCAGGGCAGUACACCAGGUUCUCCACCACGACCUAUGAAGGGGCGAGUAGGGGACGGAUGUGCAGGAGCCGGCGCUUGUUUCGUCAGGGGGUCUCUUUCCAUAGCGUCGCCAACAUCCCGUCACUCUUUCCGUUACGACGGCCCUCGACCCCCUCCUUCGGGGCAGACGUGGCAGGAGAGUGGCAGUGAGGAGGAGGAUGAGGAGGAGGAGGGUGAGGGCGAGGAGGAUGAGGACGAUGAGGGGAGCGGGGACGACAGUGAGGCCGGGUGGGAGCCAGAGACGCAUGGCGGUGGGGAAGGGGGGGAUAAUGAUAAAGACCAUGAGAUGGAUGGGUUGGAGCCAAAGGAUGUGGAGGAGGAGACGUCUCCUCGUAGGGGCUACAAGGGUGUGUUGGAUGGCUACGUCGAUCGGUGGCCGCAUGCCAAGUCUUGGCCGCAUCUCGCUAAGAAGAAAGAGAAGGCGUCUGGUGGGGGAGGCGAUCGCCAAGCUGGUGGUCACCUGUGA
Messenger RNA from Closterium sp. NIES-65, 552 nucleotides. Lineage: Eukaryota; Viridiplantae; Streptophyta; Zygnematophyceae; Desmidiales; Closteriaceae. The record is from the annotation of a GenBank genome assembly.